UCGACGUCAUUAUAACAUUGCAUUAUGACGUUUGUCAAUCGGUUAGCGUUGAGGAUUUGUAUUGGUUUGACAUAAAUUAGCAAAGUUGAAAGUAAUGGGCUAUCGUUUUAUAAGGUAUUAUAAAUACCCCUUUUCAAUAGCAACUUAAACUUGCCAAUCCAGCAAACAUGACUAUAUCGGGCCGAUAUCGGCUGAAUAUCGACAUAUCGGCCAGUGUUUGCCGAUAUCGGCCCGACAUGGCAUAUUGACGGAAAAAUUGUAUGCGUAAUAAAACUAUACGAUUUAGAUUUGAAUGUUUAAAAAUAAUUACAUAAACAAUAGCUUUUAUUUUUCAUGGACAAAUAACGUUUCAAAAAUAUGACAAUAUCGGGUUGAUAUUGGCUUGAUGUAUACGUAGUAUUGCUUCAAGGGAGAGCAAUGCAUUUGUUGUAACUUUCACUGGCAGUUUAUUUCCCUUCAAUUAAUAAAUAUUUUAAUUCGCUAUCAUCAAAUAAUAAAACCAAUUUCAGUUUAUAUGGUAAUUUUUAAUGAAUUAUGGCGUUAAAAGAUUCAGAUCAUGUGUAUUUGAUAAUUAUCUACGAAAUUAUUUAGUUUAAUAUUCACUGCGGUAUUUGUGCCAUUUCAAAGAGAAGUUGAAAGUCAAAUAAUAUUUUUGGUUUUAUCAAUGGUAAGUACUGUUUUGAUCGUUGUUCGGCGCCUGAAUGUAAGGCAUUAUUCUAGUACUAUUCUUUAUAUACUCAGUUUUAUUCUCGAAAGUAAUAAAUACUUUUAUUUAGAGUAAAAUGUCGAAAAGAAAUGUGUAAUAUAUUUUCUGUGACUAGUUCUCUUUGUUGUUUUAUCAGUUUGAUUAAAAUCAGCAUUAAGGUAGCAUGCGAAAUCAUGUGCACACAAAAGCAAAGUAUUGCAUUGAUGUUUGGGUUGGGUUUCCACGAUUAUUUUUAACUGCUACCAUUGAAGACAAAUUUAAAAGUAACAUUUUGUUAUCAACUAUGAAUUAUAAUAGAAACACAUUUUAUUUUACAGUACUGUAUAAUAUGGAAAUAUCGAAGUUGCAGAGAGCGGACAACUGAAAAUUGAAAAACCAUUUAUAUUAUAUAACUUUUUCAUACUAUGUAAGUAACCUUCAGUCUGUCAGGAUGGUGUGUCUGCAUUUAUGUAAUGUUUGUGAAGCAAAUUAAUUGUUGAUACAUAAUUCUGUUCAUGAUGUACAUUUAGAUGGAAAGUAUUGAUAAAAAGAGGUGAUUUAGGCUAUUUUACACAUAAGAAAAAACAAGAUGAUUAUGCCAACCAUUAAAUUGACCUAAAGGGGGGAAAUGAUCAGGAUAACCGAGUAAUGCAUUUGUUAAAUGUGACAGUGGCAAUGGCAGGACUGCUUUGCAAGCAUCACAACAGUAACUUCAAGAUCCCCAAACAGUUGCACCAUAUCUACAGUACAAGCACUUAAUCCAGAGGCUGUCGUUAAAUUCCGUCGUUUCUCACGGGAGAGGUACGAGAGACAUAUGCCGCCAGAAUGAGGACAGCAUCGCAAAGAGAUGGUGGAAAAGAAAUAAAGAUGGAAAUGAAGCAGACCCUGCUGUCUGAGUGCAUCCUUGGAACACCAGGAUGAAAAAAACAACAAUCUUAUGUUAAAAACCCUUAAUAUUUAAUGCAGGAGCUUAACCUUAAGUAUUGUUCAAUGAAAUAACUAUUACUUCAAGUCUUAUUUUGUUUGUUUAUUUAUACAGUGACAGUCUGUGUGUAUUAUGGCCUGUCUGUGUAUCAUAACUUGUCAGUUCAUGAUGUAAAACCUGCUCAGGGGUUUUAUCCACAGUCUGUUAUAACCCUAUUGUUUGAAUAUUUAAUGCAAUGAUAAUAAAAAUUUGUAAGAUCAAACAGUUUUUUUAUGGUAGGUUUUCAUCGCAUUAAAAUGUUUCUCUCUUAAGACAAAACAAGACAAAAUCGUGUGUAUAACUAUCAUGUUCUGUUGUCAUUGACCAUGACAAUCCAGCUGUAUGAGAAUAGGGACGAAAUAGGAUCUCGGCAUCAUGCUUGCUAAAUGUCGGCUUCUUACAAUAUGCCGACAUUGGCCCGAUGUCUAGCCGUGUUGCACAUCCGACAUCGGGCCGAUAUAAAAUGUUUGCUGGGUAAAUUCUCUUUGUCAACUUUUACAUUCAUAUAAGGUUUAACUACUGGUGAGCCAAUGUAUGAAUACAUAUAAUCCUACCUUAACUCAAUUAUAUUAUGUAUAUUAUGCGUUCUGCUUAUACUGUUUUAUUUUACAAACGUAAAUCAAAUUGACAUACCUUCCGUGUUCACAUCAGGCGAUGGUAAUACUUGGCUGUUCCUGCGGGUUGAACGACGUAAAAGCUGAUAUAAACAAGCUGAUAACAAAGUCCUUCGACCUUGUGACGCCCGAAAUGAAAAGCCUCCGUGAGAACACUAUUUGGUUCUUUGAGGACAACUGUGAUGAAGAAUUCUACGUGGAAACAGAUCGAUUUAAAGACGCCAUUCGUUUACUGAAAGAAAAGCAUUGCAUCGUGAUAACUGGCCAUCCCGGGGAGGGGAAAACUGCAAUGGCAGCCAGGCUGGCCCUGGCUGACGGCACAAAGCCCGAAAACUGCCUGAAAUUGGAGCAUGCAGGAGACUGGAGAAAAGUGGAUUGGUCAUUAAAGCUUUUCAAUACGGUCAUUGUAGACGAUAUAUUUGGAGAAGGCGCACUCAACCAGACACUUGUUGCUGAUUGGAAACCGUACCUGUCUGAAAUGGAAAGAGCUGCAAAGCAGAAACGUUUGAGAAUCAUAAUUACCACCAGACACUACAUCAAAGAGGAGGCUUUGGAGGUAAUGGACAAGCUCAAUGUAUUUAAUGACAAGGAAGGAUGCGUUUUGCUCUUGUCGUCUUCGAGGUACUUGUCGUCUAAUGAAAAGAAAGAAAUUCUAAUGUCAAGGGCAAAGAAAAACCAAUCUGAGGACAUGAUUGACACCUACAACAUUGAAUACGAAGAUUGUGUGAGGAAGGCAGAAGGAGUAAUGAAGAUGCAAGAAGGUCAAAGAGAAGACCUUGUGUUUGGGUUUCCGCAGUGUGCGACAUUUUUCGUCCGAAGUGAGGCUUUGAUCAGACACGGUUCUGUAUUCUUCAGCAAACCAGAAAUACACUUCAAAACAUAUAUUGAACAGCUAUACAGAGGCAAGGAUGAAGAGCAGUUCCAUAAGUUCUUGGCUUUGGUAGCUCUUUGGGCAAAACCGAACAUGAAAAUGAAAGAAAUUGAUUUACAAAAUGUCAGAAAAGUGUCUGAUCAUGUGAAAAUUGUUGCAGACUGUUUUGGAAUUCAAGUUGAUAACCCUUUUCUUGAAACUUUAAAAUCUUCCCUGAAAAGCCAUUGCCAUGACCUGUUGCUGUUGAUCGAUCAUUCUGGGGAUUUCACGUUUAGUCACAAUGUGAACGGGGACAUGGUUGGGGUAGUCCUUGGAAGUCACAAACUCAUGGAAUGCAUUGAGUUAUGCCCGAGAGAUUUCCUUAUGGAACGCGUUACUAUCGCAUCAGCCAGAGAGGGCGAAUUUCGUGUUGAAGUGCCACCAAGGCACUAUGGCGCUUUGUGUGAAAAGUUUGCAAAAAUGAUUGGUAAAAUUAAAUGCAGCCCUAUGGCAAAGGAGCCUCCACACUACGAAUUUCAACAGCUCCAACGUCAAGGUCCCCGUUCGAACAUCGUUGAUGCGCUCUGUGACAUUGACUUUGGUAUAGUAAAACACAGCGCAUUUAAAGACGAAUGUUUCGUGAAACAAUUCAUCAAAUACAUCCGUGAAAAGCAUCUCGAUCAGGAUCUUUUCACUGUUCCUGUAAUGAAAAUGACAGGGUACUUCCUUGACUACGGUAUCAAAAUGACAGAAAUGGUGAUGUACCUUCCGGGUUAUACGCUUUACAGUGGACUGACUGUGUUAGCGAAAGAAUUGAUUGAGCAAGACAUUUUUCCAAAGGACCAAAUCGAUCCACUUCUACUCGCAACACAUUCCGGUGAUAUUGGCAUGAUGAAAUUACUUCUAAGACAUGGUGCGAAAGUUUCGGGAGACACAAUAUAUGUCGCGAUGCAUAAAAGAGGAAACAUGUCUGAAACAAACGAGGUCCUCGAUAUAAUAGUUGAAUACCAAGGUUUAGAUAUCAAUGACAAAGGAAACGCCGUUAAUGGGAAUUAUCCGUUGAUUGUUGCAGCAAGAAAGGGCUUUACCUAUGCAGUAAAAUGUCUGUUGCAGCAUGGCGCUGAUCCGUCCGUAAAAAAUGAUAAAAACCUGACGGCACUGCACAAGGCAGUCAUCUAUAAGCAUGACCUUAUCAUCCAACUUCUCAUUGACUAUAAUUCGCCAUUGGACGAGAAGGGUGGAAAAUUUAAGAGGUCGCCUCUUCAUAUUGCUGCUGAUCUUGGUUUACGUGAAAUCGUCGGAAUGUUUUUGAGCAAAGGUGCAAAUGUAAAGAUCAAGGACCAUCGUGGCCACUAUCCGAUAUUUUUGGCAGCCAUCAGGGGUCAUUCUGAAACAGUCAGUGUCCUUUUAAAGCAUGACAAAAGCCAGGAUAGUUUGAGGAUUGCAUCGUAUGGCGAGAACUCGUUCAUCAAAGGCAUGUCACUGUUUCAUGUAGCAGUUUGGAAGAACGACAGGAAGCUGAUCCAACUGCUAAUCGACGAGAACGUAAAUCCUAACGUAAAAGACUUCUUUGGUCAAACCCCGUUGUUCUAUGCCAUCAUGACGGACAGGAAAACUGCAACGCGCAUGUUGUUUCAAUGUGCCGACAAAACCAUGCCCCAGAAACAGGGAUACACGCCAUUGCACGCGGCCAUUCACAAGGGAAAUAUCAAACUUGUAGCCAAACUAGCUGCAGAAGUGGACGUUAAUGCGGUUGACAAGUACGGUCGGACACCUCUGCAUGUUGCGUGUGAAAAGGGAAAUUUAAACGCCGUAAAUCUAUUACUAAACAAAUACAAUGCAGAUCCACUUAUGAUCACAAAACGAGGAGACACAGUUUUCCAUAUUCUGAGACGCAGAAAAGGAAACAAAACUCACUUGGAUCAUUGUAAGCGCCGUUUGAUUGAGAUUAUUUUACUGGAAGCUCAUCCAGCAAUAUUUGAACGUGUAAAGGGUAUGCAGAACAACAAGGACGUAUCCAUUACUGACCUUCAAAAACUUGGUUCGGGUGACAUGGAAACUAUAACAGCUUUGAGGCGAAAUAUAAAAUCUGACUUUGAUGAGAUCAGCGACGAUGACGAAAAUGUAGCGUGGCCUAAAGCUCCCACUAAAAGAUUACUGCGUAUGAGAAGAAGAAUGCGUGUAACAGGCGCACUAAAUGAUUGGUUAUUGCAGAAUUUGCUUAGAAUGUAUUUCAGGUGGAAACUCUUCGGCUGUGGACAAUGGUGAUGAAUGCGAUUUUGAAGGUGGGAUUGAUUCUGGGGGAUAUUUUGAUUAUUUGUUUAACGUUAUGAACCUGAGAUGUUCUAAAAAAAAUUUUUUAAAUAAUGCAUAUUGUGUUCUUUGUAGCUAAUAAGCGGCGAUGAAUUGGUAGAAUUGUAUGAUUUUGAAUCAUAUAUGCAGUAUUGAUUGAAGACUUUCGUUUAUUGAAAUUAGCUUUAGAAGAUUUAUGCAAAAAGCUACAAAAACAAGCUCAGUAACAUUCAGACAUCUGUAUUAAAUACUGGAACAGUCUCUUGAAAUGUCGAAGGAAUAAUUUUUACAUUCUCGACUAAGAUAAUAUUUCGUAAACAUCAUGUAUAUUUCUACGAGCUGACAAGGGUUACCAACUAUAUGGACAUGCAAUCGGUUACAUACAAAGAAAUAUAAAAUGCAUGCCAUACAUUAUGGCAAUUACUGGUUGCACUUCGUCUCUUCAAUACUUCUUAUUAAUCUCCUGUAAAAAUCAAAUAAAUUUACACAUUUUGUGCCUACUACUUUUUAAUACUAGCUACAAAAAAUAAAGAGGUUUUGCAAAAAUAGCUAUGUAUUUGAAUUUUGCAGAUAAAAUAAGAAACAAUUUAUCAACAAUUGAGUAACAUGUACGAUGCUUAAUAACAACUAAACUUUUGGGAAUUCUGUGCUUGGUCAACUCCACGUUGUUUAUAUGUGUUAAUGUAUGCAUAUCUGUAUAUGGGCCUAUAUAUAUGCCACGAGACUGGCUCCGUCACGUCGAGCUAUCACAGUCGAGCGAAUUGAUUUAGGCAUGUCAAUUUAAGAAAAAAAGUUAUUCUAAAACAGCGUGAUUCAUUAGUUAGACAUAUAAACGAUAUGAUGUUUGUGAUUUUUUAAAUAUUGUUUUUGUAUUUUUCUAGAUAUCAGGAUGUUUUGAGAUAACAUUGAUAGUGUGGUAAAAAAAGAUUGAAAUUUAAGUUUUAGUCAAAUUGAAUAUUAAUUUAUCCUUACAUUUUUACACUUAUACGCUUUAUGCAAAUAAAUCCUAUCAUUGUAUAAUAAGACAUAUCGAUGGAUGUAUUGGUCUUCAUUUAUACAGAAGGCGAUGACGAUUUUGGUUAGAAAACGAAAACAUCAGUGAUUUGUUUUAAUUAAAUUAACAUCUAAAUAUCGAUUUGUCGGCUUGGCGUAUUGAUACGUAUCGCAUCAGCAUCGCAUCAUAUUUUAUUUAUGUUUGUUAUUUUUGUGUGCUGUGACAUUAACAGUUGCUUUCUUAUUAUAAUUGUUUGCAUUUAACUGGAACAUUAUAUAUGUCCUUGUUAUUUUGCUCAAUAAAAUGAAUUUUAUACCUG
Molecule: messenger RNA, 6718 nt
Organism: Mya arenaria
Lineage: Eukaryota; Metazoa; Mollusca; Bivalvia; Myida; Myidae
Exons: 3
Coding region: 2304-5381 (1025 amino acids)
Molecular function (GO): protein binding
Source: RefSeq, a predicted model, not a curated record